GUAGAUUUUUUGUCGUACGGGUUGGUGUCGAAUUUUCCGUGUUCAUAAAAAAAUAUACAAAAAGAUGGCAAAUUUUCUCCUACGCCGUGCGCUGCUAGAUGCAGUCCGCGUUCCCGUUGGCACCCGUGCAAGCAGUGAACUCGCCAAGGUGGGCAAUCGUGAGUGGGUAGGAUUCGGCUUCAACGGACAACCUAACUAUGUAGACAGGCCAGACUUUCCCAUGCCUGCUGUCAGGUUCCGCCCAGAUACACCUGAUAUCAAGGUUUUGCGCGAAAAGGAAAAGGGUGAUUGGCGCAAGUUGACCAUAGAAGAGAAGAAAGCUUUGUACCGCGCGUCCUUCUGCCAGACGUUCGCCGAGUUCCAGGCGCCCACCGGCGAGUGGAAGGGGGUGGUGGGGUGGACGCUGCUCAUCGCAUCGUUCUCCCUAUGGAUAUUUAUGGGAAUGAAACUGUUCGUGUAUCCUGAAAUGCCCGAGUCCCUGAAGGAGGAGAACCAGAAGGCGCAGCUGCGCCGCAUGCUCGACCUGAAGGUGAACCCCAUCGACGGGCUCGCCUCCAAGUGGGACUACGAGAACAACCGCUGGAAGUAAACGUGCCCAUCACCUAUCUAUACUGGUGCUCGGCUACAGCAACGAUCAACAGUUGCUCAUAGAGUAGAAGAAUUAUGUAAUAUAAAUUAAGCGACAUUUCUUAUAUGUAAGAUAAAAUAAAAUGUGAUUCC
This is a messenger RNA of Diatraea saccharalis (sugarcane borer), 720 nucleotides long. The record is from the annotation of a GenBank genome assembly. NCBI's taxonomy places the organism in Eukaryota, Metazoa, Arthropoda, Insecta, Lepidoptera, Crambidae.